This is a messenger RNA of Vanderwaltozyma polyspora DSM 70294, 900 nucleotides long. RefSeq lists its product as uncharacterized. NCBI's taxonomy places the organism in Eukaryota, Fungi, Ascomycota, Saccharomycetes, Saccharomycetales, Saccharomycetaceae. The coding region runs from base 1 to 900 and encodes 299 amino acids. The record is from RefSeq and is a predicted model, not a curated record. Gene Ontology annotation, biological process: signal transduction. Gene Ontology annotation, molecular function: GDP binding; GTPase activity; GTP binding. The transcript has a single exon. Gene Ontology annotation, cellular component: plasma membrane.
AUGAUUAAUAUGGUUAAUGGUGUUACUGACACUGAAAAUAAGAAAGGUUUAAAAGAAUACAAAUUAUGUGUUCUAGGUGAACAAGACUCUGGGAAAUCUUCAUACACAUUAAGAUUAAUUCAAUAUACUUUUGUCGAAGGCUUUGAUAUAUCAGUUCAAGACAGUUAUAAGAAGAGAGUUGAAUUUGAUGGGGAAUUUGUAAUUGUCAAUAUAUUAGACACUGUUAGCGAAGAUGAUCACAGUUUACUAUUGAAACAGAGACAGAUAUGUGAUAGACAUGGUUUUAUUUUCCUUUAUUCCGUCACUUCUAGAGUCUCAUUCGAUUCAAUAAUAAACCACAUACAAUAUGUAACAAGAAUGAGAGAUCCAACCUUAUCUAAUGAUUCCAUGCCUGCAAUUUUAGUAGGAACAAAGUGUGAUUUAGAUGAAGAAAGAGAAGUGUGUUACGAAGAAGGUAAGCAAUUAGCUGACUCUUUGGGGAUGAAAUUCUGGGAGACAUCUGCUAAACUAAAUAUUAACAUUGAUAAUUCUUUACUCGAUGUCUUAAAGGUGGUAAGAGAAGGUAAUUGUGAUACCGAAUCGAGACCUUCAACACCAGUUACAAUCAAUAAUCCAUAUCUGACCUCUUCAAAUUCUUCAAGUGAUGAUUCGUUGGCUUUAAAUUUAAGAAAGAAGUUAAAUACCAAUGAUAGUGACAUCGUCAAAGGUAUGAACACAAAUGAUAAUAGUAAAUCUAUAUUGAGUAAUAAUGAAGUGAAAGAAAGCAGCAGAAGCUUCGAUAGCCUACCUUAUAAGGCAGCAAAGCCUAAUAAAUCAAAUGCCACUUUAAGGUCUACUUCGAGCUUAAAGAAAUCAAUAUCUAAUGAGAAAGCCUCAACAAAAUGUUGCAUAAUAUGUUAA